Messenger RNA from Carassius carassius (crucian carp), 3868 nucleotides. RefSeq names its product serine/threonine-protein kinase LATS2-like. The coding region runs from base 491 to 3853 and encodes 1120 amino acids. Gene Ontology annotation, cellular component: nucleus; spindle pole. The record is from RefSeq and is a predicted model, not a curated record. Gene Ontology annotation, molecular function: ATP binding; protein binding; protein serine/threonine kinase activity. Gene Ontology annotation, biological process: G1/S transition of mitotic cell cycle; regulation of organ growth; hippo signaling. NCBI's taxonomy places the organism in Eukaryota, Metazoa, Chordata, Actinopteri, Cypriniformes, Cyprinidae. The transcript has 9 exons.
AGUAAGUGUUCCAACUUUGUACUGCAUUCUAAUUCUGCCGUGAGUGGCGAGAAAAUGGAGGACAAUCCCAGGAUAUUAUUCACUGUGUGCUUUUUAUGAGAGGACAUCGAAGGACGAUCCUUGGGCAACAAAACUCCAAACAGACAAUCUACAACUUUACUGAAGUUUAAAUCAGUUCCUUGGAUUAAGGUACCACUUGAAUCACAUGAGGCAAAGAUGCACACCAGACUGGGAUGGAACAAGUACACCGACGUAACCCCUAACAUGUCUUGGGAGGACGGGGAGUGUGAGCCCUGAAAGGGGUGCUGGGAUGUGAGUUGGCCAGCAUCCAGUAUGAGCCAGAGCCAAAGAGGCAGCAGCAACAAAGACGAGCAACAACAGGAAUCCUAAUCUUCCCUUGCAUCUUUCCCACUGCAGCCUGUUAUCUAUUCAGGUCAGACUGAGUCUGGUGUGAAGAAUUUGUGUGUGAGAGUGCAGGCCACAUUCACUCAUGAGGCCUAAGACGUUCCCUGCCGCCCCGUAUGUGGGCAACACGCGCCAGCGCCUGCAGGAGAUCAAGGAGGGACUGAAACAACCUGCGAAGCUGGUGAGCCAGGCACUUCACGGAGGGAGCGCUCGUGGGGAGGGGGGCAGAGGUGGGGACUCUAAGGGCAAAGACCAAGCUGGAAGGCAACAACAACUCCGGCAGCCUCAGAAGUUCACCAACUAUCAAAAUGCCCUGCGAGAGAUCCGCAAGUCUCUCUUGCCUUUUGCCAAUGAAUCAGGCCCAGGAUCCAGCUCAGGACAUCCUGGUGAAGUCAACAGACAGAUGCUGCAGGAUCUCGUCAACGCUGGCUGUGAUCAGGAAAUGGCAGUCCGUGCCCUAAAACAGACUGGCAGCCGUAACAUUGAGGCAGCAUUGGAAUACAUUAGCAAAAUGGGCUACCUAGACCCUCACAACGAACAGAUUGUACGUGUCAUCAAACAGACUUCCCCAGGAAAAACUGGCAUGCCAAAUUUAAUGGACCACAGGGCGGCAAUGGAGGGCACUGGGAAUGGUGCAAUGCCACCUUAUCACCAAAUGGGGGCACCACUAUAUGAAGGAGCUGGUUAUGGGGCUGAGGGUGAGAUUCCUCGUGCAUACAUGGGUGGACCACCUGUCAUGAACUACAUGCCACCACCUACCAACACUUCACAGGGUCCUACCAUAGGGAACCCAAUGAGUCGUCCCACAAGUAUGGGUGCCUACUCCACAAGCAUGGCUCCCCAAAAUAACCCCGGAAACCCUUUGUACACCCUUGGUCCAGCCACGCAAAAAGGAUACCCUGGUGGGAUAGACCAGCCCAUGAUGGGCUACAGUGUGCCUGGACCACCCAUGCAAAUCCAGCCUCAGCCCUCGGGAGGUCCUGGCACUCAUUAUGACUACAUGCCUCAUAUGAUAGAAGCCUCCAGCUAUGGGGUAAAACGAAGUGCUUCUUUCCAGAAUAAGAUGACCCCAUUAACAUCCGAAAACUAUGUUAAUAUGUCAGGCAAAGGGGCAAUGGGCCAAAACGCUGGUGGCUAUCCUCCUAAUUUAUAUCUUCCACCACAUUCGCACCCACACCAAGCCAGUCCCACCGCACACCAGGGUUACAUGAUGCAGCGCUCCCCUGGUGUUGCCCCUGGAACUAUAGGUGGUGAGUUUUCUGACGUUCCUCUAGGCCUCCUCACUCCUUCCAGGGCCAGUCUGAACCUCGACCUCUAUGAGCAUCACUGGCCAGGAGCCCAAGGUCCUGAGGGGACUCCUCCUGCUAGGCAGCCACAGGGGCCUUUUCGAGGGGAGGUACGUGUCCCCAGUAGGACCAAUUCUUUUAACAACCACCAGAAGGUGACUAACACAAUAACUGCAGUGACCUCUCCACCAAUCCAGCCACCUGUAAAGAGUAUACGGGUCAUGAGGCCUGAGCCAAAGACAGCAGUGGGACCAUGCCAUCCAGGCUGGCUGAGUGCCCAAGCCCAGGAAGCACCAGAAUCUCACGGAUACAUGCCAGAUGAGAAUUUUCCCCUGGAGCCCAAUCAGGAACACCAUUGUCUGCCUCGUCCCUACCCCAAAACACUGCUCCUGCCUGGAUCUGGACCUGGAACUGAGCCUGCAUCCCUGGAGACUGGAGCCGUGGGUGGACUUCAAGAUGUCAAUGCUACAAGUAGAACUGGCCAGAGUGCCUCAGUAGGAAAGCAAGAGGAACAUGUCUCCAAAGACAAAGUGAAGACAGGCAAAGGAGAGAAGGCAGUGAAGGAUAAGAAGCAGAUUCAGACCUCACCUGUGCCUGUGCGUAAGAAUGCCCGUGAUGAAGAGAAGCGGGAGUCACGCAUUAAAAGUUAUUCUCCCUUCGCCUUUAAGUUCUACAUGGAGCAGCAUGUGGAGAAUGUGAUGAAGACCUAUCAGCAGAAACUCAAUCGCAGGAUGCAGCUGGAGCAAGAGAUGUCUAAGGCUGGCCUUUCAGAGGCAGAGCAGGAACAGAUGAGAAAGAUGCUUUACCAGAAGGAAUCCAAUUACAACAGACUAAGACGUGCCAAGAUGGACAAAUCAAUGUUUGUCAAAAUCAAGACACUCGGCAUUGGGGCCUUUGGUGAGGUGUGUCUUACACGCAAAGUGGACACAGGGGCUCUGUAUGCCAUGAAGACUCUACGAAAGAAAGAUGUUCUGAACCGAAACCAAGUAGCCCAUGUGAAAGCAGAGCGAGACAUCUUGGCAGAGGCUGACAAUGAGUGGGUAGUCAGGUUGUACUACUCAUUUCAGGACAGAGACAGCCUGUACUUUGUCAUGGAUUACAUUCCAGGAGGAGAUAUGAUGAGCUUGCUGAUCCGUAUGGGGGUUUUUCCAGAGCCCUUAGCCAGGUUCUAUGUGGCAGAACUAACGCUGGCCAUAGAAAGUGUUCAUAAGAUGGGCUUCAUCCACAGAGAUAUUAAGCCUGACAACAUCCUCAUUGACCUGGAUGGACACAUCAAACUGACUGAUUUUGGUCUGUGUACUGGCUUCCGUUGGACUCACAACUCAAAGUAUUACCAAAAAGGGAACCAUAUCCGGCAAGAUAGUAUGGAGCCGAGUGACUUUUGGGAUGAUGUGUCUAACUGCCGUUGUGGUGAUCGGCUGAUGACUUUGGAACAGCGGGCAACACGACAACACCAGCGUUGCCUGGCACACUCUCUGGUGGGCACUCCUAACUACAUCGCCCCUGAGGUGCUUCUGCGCAAAGGAUACACACAGCUGUGUGACUGGUGGAGUGUUGGAGUGAUCCUGUUUGAGAUGCUGGUUGGCCAGCCACCCUUCCUUGCUCCAACCCCAACGGAGACACAGCUUAAGGUGAUAAAUUGGGAGAAUACUCUGCAGGUGCCUCAACAAGUAAAACUGAGUCCAGAGGCAGUUGAUAUCAUUGGUCAACUCUGCUGCUCAGCUGAAGAGCGUAUAGGAGGCAACGGGGCUGGAGAGAUAAAGGCUCACCCAUUCUUUGCAGAGAUGGAUUUCUCCAGCAAUCUUCGCACACAGCCUGCUCCUUACAGACCGAAAAUUGCUCACCCCAUGGAUACAUCCAACUUUGACCCUGUGGAAGAGGAGGGGGGUCCAGGGGCCUGGAGUGACAGUGGAGACAGCACCCGGACUUGGGACAUCCUCUGUUCUCCUCAUGGCAAACACCCUGAGCAUGCCUUCUACGAGUUCACCUUCCGAAGGUUUUUUGAUGAUAAUGGCUGCCCAUUCCGUUAUCCCAAGCCCCCCGAGGCAACGCACGACCAUCCCAGCAGUAGUGGGGCUAAUACCCUGAAGCCUGAGCUGGAGGAGGAAGAGAUUCAUGAGGAGGAAGCGCAAGGGGAAGGGUGUGAGGCGGUGUAUGUGUGAGAAUGUGGUGUUCAU